This is a messenger RNA of Mauremys reevesii (Reeves's turtle), 2820 nucleotides long. RefSeq names its product solute carrier family 1 member 7 (gene SLC1A7). Gene Ontology annotation, biological process: L-glutamate transmembrane transport. NCBI's taxonomy places the organism in Eukaryota, Metazoa, Chordata, Testudines, Geoemydidae. The transcript has 11 exons. Gene Ontology annotation, cellular component: plasma membrane. The record is from RefSeq and is a predicted model, not a curated record. Gene Ontology annotation, molecular function: L-glutamate transmembrane transporter activity; glutamate:sodium symporter activity; neutral L-amino acid transmembrane transporter activity. Bases 5 to 1705 code for a protein of 566 amino acids.
CAGCAUGGCAGUGGCCUUUGAUGCAAUGCUGGCUCGGGUCAAGGAUGUUUGUAAAAGAAAUGGUUUGCUCAUUCUGUCAGUACUGUCUGUCAUAGUAGGAUGUCUUCUUGGAUUCUUCCUCAGGACCAGGCGGCUCUCUCAGCAGGAAAUUAGUUAUUUCCAAUUCCCUGGGGAGUUAUUGAUGAGGAUGCUGAAAAUGUUGAUUCUUCCACUGGUUGUCUCAAGCUUAAUGUCUGGACUAGCAGCCUUGGAUGCCAAGACUUCCAGUCGAUUAGGCAUCAUAACAGUCACUUACUAUCUAUGGACAACAUUUGUGGCUGUGAUUGUGGGAAUAAUUAUGGUCUCCAUUAUCCAUCCUGGUGGAGCAGCCCAGAAGGAGAACACAGAAGAGAGUGGAAAGCCAAUUAUGAGCUCUGCAGAUGCACUGCUAGACUUAAUUCGGAACAUGUUCCCAGCCAACCUUGUUGAGGCCACAUUCAAACAGUAUCGCACCAAGAGCAUUCCUAUCGUCAAAUCCAACAAGGCAGCUUCUGAAAGCACCACUCGUCGAUUCAUAAUAUAUGGGGUCCAGGAUGAGAAUGGAUCCAAUGUCCAGAAUUUUGCCCUGGAUAUCACUCCCCCUCCAGAAGUGAUUUACAAAUCUGAGCCAGGCACCAGCGAUGGCAUGAACGUUCUGGGGAUUGUGAUAUUCUCUGCCACCAUGGGUAUAAUGUUGGGCAGAAUGGGUAACAGUGGAGUUCCCUUGGUCAGUUUUUGCCAGUGUUUAAAUGAAUCUGUCAUGAAAAUAGUGGCAGUUGCUGUGUGGUAUUUUCCUUUUGGAAUAGUGUUUCUUAUUGCUGGCAAGAUCUUGGAAAUGGAUGAUCCUACAGCUAUUGGGAAGAAGCUGGGCUUUUAUGCCAUUACUGUGGUUUGUGGCCUGGUGGUUCAUGGACUGUUCAUUCUGCCAAUGAUGUACUUCUUUAUCACUAAGAAAAACCCCAUUGUUUUCAUCAGAGGGAUUCUUCAAGCCUUGCUAAUUGCUCUGGCCACAUCAUCCAGCUCAGCCACAUUGCCUAUAACUUUCAAGUGCUUGUUGGAGAAUAACCAUGUUGACAGAAGGAUUGCCAGAUUUGUGCUGCCUGUUGGGGCCACGAUCAAUAUGGACGGAACUGCCCUAUAUGAAGCGGUGGCAGCAAUCUUUAUUGCUCAAGUAAACAAUUAUGAGCUGGAUUUUGGACAAAUUAUUACUAUAAGUAUCACAGCAACAGCGGCCAGCAUAGGUGCUGCAGGGAUUCCACAAGCUGGCCUUGUGACUAUGGUCAUUGUUCUGACAUCAGUUGGGCUGCCUACAGAUGACAUCACUUUAAUUAUUGCAGUUGACUGGGCAUUAGACAGAUUUAGAACAAUGAUCAAUGUCUUGGGAGAUGCCUUAGCUGCUGGAAUCAUGGCCCAUGUCUGCAGAAAGGAGUUCACCAAGGAUGGGGAUGAGGUGCCACUGAUCUGUGAAACUAAACCCAUCAGCAUUCAUCAAAUCAUGGCUUACCAGAGAAACGGUUGUGUGAAGAACAUGAGUGAGUCUCAUGGACCAGAAACAGUGAAAGCGUUUCAGCACCACAUACCUAUACAAGUGGAGCAAGAACUAAACCCACCGGAAAACCACACAAAGAAAUCCAACAGUAAAGACCACUGCACUAUUGAAAUCAAUGAACUGGAAACAAAUGUGUAAUUGCUACGUCUGAUGGUAUCUGAUACCCAGUGACCUGGUACCCAAUCACUACCUCACAGCUGGAGGGGGGGACUCUCUUAUAUGGGAAAAAAAUGUGGAGUUAUGGUCAGCAUGCUUGUACUGGAGCUAGGAGACUAGCUGUGAUCAGAAAAGAUACAAGGCUUGAAAGAGAUAGGGGGCUUCUUUAGGGGAUGAUUUUAAUACUGGGAAAUUAACCAAUGGACAACUUUGGUUCUCCCUGGGCAAACUGAUUUGAUUCCAAUGUAGUAUCAGACACUCCUUUUUUGCUUAUUUUUUUUUAAUUUAACCCCUUUUUAAUUAUUUCUGACAAAAGCCUUUUUUUGCAUCUCACUAAUUAUGAACAUGGUAUUUAUGUAGAUGUAUUGCUGCCAGGAAUGAAUUUACAAAACAUACUGAAAGCCUACUAAUUUUGUCUUCUCUUCUACUCCUUAAACAAAGUUUACGCUUAGUUUUAGAAUAGCACUAAGAAAAUUGCACUGAUCUCAAGAGGCAAAUCUUUUGUAACGUAUAAUGCCACAAACUGAAAGCAAAGCAAAGCAAGAAAACACAUUUUAAAAGCUAUUCUGUUAUACACACUUCAAAGAUAGGCAUCAAACUGUAAUAUAUUGUUCAGAGAUGUCUAGAUUCUUGCAAAGGACGGUUUGCCUUCUAAGUGCCAGAUCCACAAAGAAUUUUUAAGAAAUCUCUCUCUACAGUAGAAUCAGUACAAUAUACCUGUAAUGGCAGAACCAUGCAAGCCCUAACACAUAAGCACUGGUGCUAAAGAGUGUUCACUGUUCUCUCCUUUUAUUUAUAGACUGUUCCACUGUAUAUGUAUAAGCUCAAUUCUCAAAGCUCUUGACGAAUAUGCUUCAUUCCAAGGGCAGACUAAACACAGACUGGAAUCCAAUGCAGAUGAGUAAUAUUUGGGUUUUGUAGGGAGUUUGCUGUGGAAACUAGCUUUUUAUUUUUCAUUAUACCGGGGGUUGGACUAAACUGAAUGUUGUCCCUUUUUUUAGCCAUCUACUAAAUCUUUGGUUACAAUAAAUUCUGCUGGGUGUGUUACCAAUGUUUGCAAUGAAGAACAUUUUUAAAUAAACCUGACAUUGUGAAAA